Molecule: messenger RNA, 1151 nt
Organism: Rhincodon typus (whale shark)
Lineage: Eukaryota; Metazoa; Chordata; Chondrichthyes; Orectolobiformes; Rhincodontidae
Product: glycogen synthase kinase binding protein
Exons: 1
Coding region: 231-839 (202 amino acids)
Cellular component (GO): cytoplasm
Source: RefSeq, a predicted model, not a curated record
CGUCAGCCUUUGUUUACACCUGAAAGCCCGCGGCUCCGGGAUCGGGACUCGGACCGAACUCGUGUUGUGUUGCUCUCUCAACAUUAACACCUUCCCCCAUUAUUUUGCACAGCCCCGGGGACCGCCGUUACAACCCAUUCAUUCUACAGAUUGGUACUUUUGUUUACCACACACUCUCCCCUCAACAAAAGAAAAAAAUAACACACCACCAUGUUAUCAGAUACAAGCUAAUGUGUUCGACAGAAACGACGACCCAGGGACAGACGAGACAAAAAGAAAAGAGCAUUAUCCACCGCCGGCAGCGCAGAAACAACGGGGAGAUCAAGAUGCCGAGGCGCAGGGAGAGCUUCCUCUUGCUCGAACAGGCCGUCACGGUCGACUCGAAGGAGAUCGACGCCUUAGUGGCUAAAAUCGGGGAGACGUUGCAGUUCCAGCGGAUGCCGCACGGUACGAAGCAGCAGCAGCAACAACAACAGCAGCAACAACAGCAACAGCAGAGCCAGCAACUACAGUAUCAGCAGCGGUUGUACCCCCAGCACCAGCAGGAGCCCCGAGUCUCCGCCAAGUGCGGCCUGUGUUGCAUCGAGCGCUGGAAGGUGCCCAGUCGCAACAAACCGUACAGCGUGCCGCACCGGCUCCGGGAGGCGGCGGCGGCGGCGAACACAGCCAAGAGCAGCCAGCACACCAUGCGUCCGUCCCCGGAGUGCGGCCCGCGGCAGCCCGCUCACCAGAAACUCGAGCAGCUCUUGUCGUCCGGUAACCUGAUCAAAGAGGCGGUGAGACGCCUCCACAGCCGGCACCACUAUGCACACAUCUACUCCGAGAAGCUCACUCUGUAGCGGAGAAGACAUUCGCAACAACCACCCCCCGGGGAUGGGGAGGGUAAUGCUGCAGAAUACAACCGGAGACAGAAAAGGUGAAGACAGAAAUAAAUCUACAAUUUGAAACAACCUCGAUCAUUUUUUUAUGAGCAACGGUGGCUGACUGUAUUGAGAAAAUAAAACACGUCGAAACGAUGACCACACUCGAAUUUGAUGCAGGGCUACCGUGUGAAAUUUGAAAGCUUAUUUUUUAUAUAUGUUUUGUCUUAACGCACUGUAUGAUAUUCUUAGGGAGGUUAAUAAAACCCUUGGGAUCCACUUUUGCACCAG